This is a messenger RNA of Anopheles nili, 1116 nucleotides long. It is a transcript of the gene Wnt2, whose product is annotated as protein Wnt-2. Gene Ontology annotation, cellular component: extracellular region. The record is from RefSeq and is a predicted model, not a curated record. Gene Ontology annotation, molecular function: frizzled binding; cytokine activity. The transcript is spliced from 7 exons. Bases 1 to 1056 code for a protein of 351 amino acids. Gene Ontology annotation, biological process: multicellular organism development; positive regulation of JNK cascade; neuron differentiation. NCBI's taxonomy places the organism in Eukaryota, Metazoa, Arthropoda, Insecta, Diptera, Culicidae.
AUGAGAAACGUUGCAGCGGUUUUUUUUGUUCUGCUAGUUAGCUUCAAAAUAAGAACUGCAAAAUGUUUUGUUUCAUCCGUGCUCUGUUCGCGUAUUCCGGGAUUGACGCAAGCACAGCGUCAAAUAUGUUCGGAAUCAUCUGAUGCCGUACUAUCCCUAGCAUCUGGACAAGUCCUAGGAGCCAGUGAAUGUCAAAAACAAUUUCACGGUCACCGUUGGAACUGUACACAUGUGUGGAAUAAUGAUAUGUUCGGUCAAAUAGUGGCUAUAGGGUCAAAGGAGGCUGCAUACACAUAUGGCAUAACCAGUGCAGGUGCCGUAUAUUCGAUAACAGCAGCCUGUGCUAAAGGAAACAUUACAACAUGCGGUUGCGAUACGCAACAAAAAUUGUUUUCUUCGAGCGAGUCUGAAAACUGGAAAUGGGGAGGUUGUUCCGUGGAUAUUGGCUAUGCUAUGCGAUUUGCGAAAAGGUUUCUUGAUGCUCGAGAAAUUGAAAACGAUAAUCGUAGUCUUAUGAACUUACACAAUAAUCGUGCAGGACGAAAGAUAGUGAAACAUCUAUUGCGUACAGAAUGCAAAUGCCACGGUGUAAGUGGUUCGUGUGCCAUGAAAACCUGUUGGAAAAGUUUGCCAUCCUUUCAUGUCAUUGGAAACACCAUGAUGAAGAAGUAUCGAAAAGCUAAGCUAGUACAUACGACUAGCCCGAGAAAUAGUCCGCUGCGAUUAACACUAAAGCGCAAAGGCAACAAAGUGCAUGGCAGGGAUGGAAAAGUACUGACAGACAGUCAAACUCCAAAGAGAACCGAGUUGGUUUAUCUAGAACCAUCGCCUAAUUACUGCGAGCGUAAUAUUAGCAUCGGUAUACUCGGUACAGUUGGUCGUAACUGUAAUCGAACUUCGACUUCCGUGGAACGGUGUGAUCUGCUAUGCUGCGGACGAGGUUACAACACUCACCAAAUCGUCCGUACCUGGCAAUGCAAUUGUAAAUUCAAAUGGUGCUGUACCGUAACAUGCGAUAUCUGCUCAGAACGCAAGGAGGAAUAUACUUGUAAAUAAGUGAUAAUUAUAUUAUUGUUUAAUGAUCGUGAUUAAAUAAAUUUACUUUGACUUAGGACA